CCCUUGUCGAUCAGUUCACCUUUGAACUCGUGGUAGUCUUUGUUCAAAGCUUGGCCUUGGCCCAUCACGACGACAAAUCACUUGGCACUCAGGAGCAAGGGAUAGAGGUUCUGAAGCACCUGGAGAGGAUCAUGCGAGUGAAAGCAGCGUUACUCAACAAAGAGAGCAAGAACAGAAGGGUUCCAAGGGGACUACCGGAGGAUUGUAACCCUACCCUGAGUCAUGUGGUGAUGUGGCUGAUGACACAGUGUGGACGUCCUCAGACAGAGUGUAGACAUCAGUGUAUGGUCCUCGUAUACCAGUUGACAUCCCUCUUACCAGGGCGAAACACCCCAGCCACAUGGAUGGCAAACACGGUCAAAGAGAGGGGUGCUGAGUAUUUCGUUGCAAGGUUUGAGGGAGGUGGUCAUAAGAGCGGCAUUCAGAAACAUCCCCUAUCAGCCUAUAAAGACGAUCAGUUUACUGUGAAGGCGACCAUCCUCUGGCUUGAGUACCUGUUAGCUGCGCUGGACAGCUACGUCUGGGUCUUGAAUGAAAGACUACUCACGCCAACAGAUAUCUUCAGAUCCCCAAAAGAAGGAAAGAGGAGCAACCUCUUCAAGUCCAUUGACGUCUUCCUGGUGAUGGCCCAGUGCCAUCUGCAUAAAACGGCCAAGCACUCGGGUUCCACGGAAGCGGGCUUUUCCCCCAGGGAAGAAGAAGACUACGAUCGAUCCAAAUGUACGGUCCUCAUCCGUCUCUUUGAUUUCAUGAGUGCCAUGCUUGGGGGCUAUUCCAAGGAAGCACUAGAGAUUAUCCCCUCCAAGCUGUGGACUGGUCGAUUUGCCGAGGUCCUGUGUAGUUGUGUGCUGAAGCCAACUUCCCUGGGUUUCAACAUGGCCGACACUGUCAUCAUGAACAACCUCCCUCACACUAUGAAUCAGACCCUUGGUGUAUUGUACAACAGGCUACCUACAAACCUACUGAAGGAGCUUCAGACUGUCAUUCAUAAAAGGAUUACUGCUAGCAGGGAUGAGGAUCUAUUCUCCCUUCUUCCGACAUUGUUCAGUGAUGAGAAUGAACUUGGCUUGGAUCACGUUCAGCUUCAGCAUAUCGUUCUGGGAUACAAACAGCUACAGAAGGCCAAACUGCUCACCAGACAGACAAUGAACCAGGCUUCGUCCAUCUUGGACUGCGUGAUGCGUGGACUGGUGAGGAGAGGCGAGAACGGACAGGAAGCUAGGAAAAUUACCCCCUCGGAGAUUGACCUAGGUCAAAGCCUACUGGAGCUAGCAUUCCAACUUGGGGUACAGACAAACAGUUUGAUUGACUGCAUGUUGGAUAGUACCCCCAUCGUCGGCAGUUCAUCGCGGUCUGUGACUUCGAGGUUGUCUGCCUCGCAGACCAGUCUGGGCAUCCUGUUCCUGACCACCUACAAGCAGCCUAUCAUGGACCAGCUGGUCAAGCACGGACAGGACACGGUGUACCAGCUGAGUGAUCGGGUGCGAGAAGAUAAGCAGAGCAUCGGCAUGAUCGUCUACGGCUUGCUGGAACAUGCUGUGGGCAGCAGGGAUAUCAGAAAAAGAUAUGGGAUGGCCAUCUACAGUGCUGUUCUGACCCAGUGGGAUACUCUCUCAAACCUUGGUGAAGACGAUGAUUUUGUUCUGAACCUUAUCAAGAAAGUUCUUCAGAUUGAUUUCAAGUUUGCCAAGGAUUCCACCCACCCUGCAUACCGUCCUGUGUUCAACCAGUACCUGGGCAUGCUACGGGACACCAAGAAAUCUCUUGCCUGGAAAACCCAAGUCCUCGAUGUCCUCUACUUCUUUGCCAGUGUACCAGAGAAGGAAGAAAAGGAACUCAAAUCUGCUCUUGACCUUCUUGUGGCAAACCACUUUCCUCUCAAGUCUACAGACCUUGAUGUUGGAAGCCCUAGCUACAAUGACUACAUCAUGGCUCUCAACAAGAUUCUUACAUCCCUUGUGAUGAGCCAAAGCCUGAUGCUUCUUGAGCUAAUCAUCAGCAUCCUCUGCCGAGACGAGAAGCACAGUUACGAAGACAAGAUACAGGGCGCCCUCUCGUCAUUUGCCAAGCGCCUUCCCCCUGAGAAGCAGUCUGCCGCUGCCAACAUCCCGUUUGAGAUCUUCAAGCAAGACAGGCGCUACUCCAAGGAGAUUCGUAAAGCCGCCAUCCAACGGGUCUGCAUCCCGCUCCUCAGGCAGGCCUCUCGAGAUGCCAUGGUGGCCUUUUACAAAGGUCACAUCCAUGAUCUGGUGUCUCUGCUAGAAGCUAGGCUCACCAAGAACCCUGUGCAAGCGUUUGAGAACCAACUCGUGUCCAAGAUCUGUUACUUUGAGCUGAUUGAAGUGCUUUACUCCAGGCUGAACAGGGAUGAUCUCCACACAAAGGACUCGGCUCUCAACCGAGAAUAUUGCCACGGCAAGGUCGAGAAGGGCAAUGAAAUGUCGACUGCAUUGACGAAGGCAUCACUUGGAGCUCGCAAUGAGGAUUGCCGUGGGGAAACGAUUGCCGUGGAGCUGAGACGCCAGUUUCACUGCGCUGCAUUCAACUGCUGUGCUGCCAUCAUCAGUUGCGUUCAGGAUAACGUCAAAUUCUUCAAUGCAUUCAUCUUCAGUGAGAAUUUGUCUAAGGGCCAGUUCCUGUUGGACAACCUAGUGGACCCCAAGAAGGAGUACAACUUUGCCAUUGAGGCUGAUGCCCCUGUGGAACGCAAGAAGAGGUUUGUGGCCAUCCGCAGCCAAGCGAGGGAGGCAAACGCACCCGAGGAAUCCGGAUAUGUUUCAGGCCCCGCCCACUACCUGUCAUCCCAGUAUCUAUCCGACAGCAGCCUGAGCGAAGACGUGAAUCAGUUUGACUUCUCGAGCAGCAUCAGGCAUUUCAGCGGCUCUGUGGAGAGUCAGAGGGAUGUGGCAGGGGGUAGUCAGGGAAGCCAGGGUAGCCAGCGGUUGGGACCCAUGGUCGGGAGGCAGGACUCUAAGGCAGUCUUCUCACCCGGAGGAGAGUAUCUAGAGAUGGAGGAGGAUGCGCUCAACCAACAUGAAUGCAUGGCUGCUAUGACAGGCGUACUCAAACACAUGACAACAAACAAGAUCAACCCAGACAUAACGAAGGCAACCAGAGCUGAAGAAAUGCCAACUUGGAUGUCGGAUCUGCAGAAGAAGCUAUCUUCCCCAUCCACAGAAUAUAACAUCAAACUCUUCAUCAUCAGACUAAUCAUCAAUACCCAAGAUGUGUUCCAGCCUUAUGCCAAGUUUUGGCUGACGCCAUUGAUGCAGUUCCUAGCCACCGCCAGAGUUCAGCGAGAUGGAAUGAAUUACAUGGUCAUGGACAUCAUGUUGGUCAUGCUAGACUGGUCCACCAUAGCUGUCCCAGAGGACGGCCGUUUGGCGAGUGGAGUGCUAAGAUUCCUUAUGGAGAAUAGCUACCACGAAAGGAAGUCUGUCAUGAAGAACAACCUAGAGGUCAUCAAGACAUUGGUAGAAUGCUGGAAAGGUGUCAUCACUGUACCUACCAGAGUAAUCUAUGAAAAGCUUCAGGACCGAUCCCCAGACAAGAAGGACAGCGCUGUCGGUAUUCAUCUUCUUGCGGUAAUCCUGGCCAAUAAACUUCAGCCUCUUAGUCCCACGUGUGAUGUGGAUCCCGACAGGUUUUACUCUGCACUGGCAUCCAACAUUGACAACAAGUACAAGGCAGUUCACGGGGCAGCAGCAGAGGUCAUCGGCAUGGCGAUGAAACAGAUGGCCGAGACUGAUCAGAUCGCUGAUGGUCAUCUUCAUGAAGUAACCUACAAACAGCUCCAUCAGCUCCAGGUAGGCUCUGGGAAAGAGGUCAUCUUCAUCACAUGUCUGCAUAAGAUACAUCUCAAUUACCCAGUCUUCACCGAUAGAUUCAUGAACAAGCUUCUGUUCAUGUUACCUUCAAUCCAUGGUCAACCGAAGACGGAAUGUCUUCAGAUCAUCACAGCCAGGAUAGAGCACAUCGACAACGCUUUCAUCGAGAUGAAGAAUAAGAACAUCCUCGCUCUUCUGACACACAAAGAUGAAGCUGAUCAGUUGACAAGUCUCAAGUUGGUCGAUGGGAUGCUUCCCAAGCUUCAGCCGUCGGAGCUUCUCCACCUCCUUCCCGCCGUCAAGGGCUUUGUCUCUCAUCCCAGCCCUACCUGCCGAGAUGCGAUGUAUUCCAUUCUCAUGUGGAUCUACGAUAACUACAGGGAAGAGGAUAGGAGAGACGGUGAGGAUGCUGAUAAGGCGCUAUCUAUUGCUAAGGAUACCCUCCUGCAAGGCCUUUCUGAUCAGGAAAACUACCUGCGAUUGAGAGUGAGUAAUUUCUGGAGCCACGAAACCCGUCUCCCUAAGGAGACUCUAGGUCGGCUCAUCGCCAUGUUGAGAUGCAUGUACUCCCCUUCCACUGAGAAUCGUUACCUUGGUUACGCCACCAACCUACUGCUAGAGAUGACUUCUAAAAGCCCCGACUUCAAGAGAGAAAUCUUUGAGCAUCCUUUAUCUGCCUGCAAGUUUGAGGAAGUGCAGAUCGACCACUCCUGGCGACAGCGCCAUGCUGCGAUAUCCACCCCUAAGUUCGUGGAGACGCAGGUGGGUCAGUCCCAGGGGAGUAUGAGGGGAUCCCCCUCGUCGCAGAGUAUGGGCAUGGGAGGAGGGCAGCUCAGGGCCACUCAGGCUACUCAACAAUUUGCCCCAACUCAAGAGAAUGCUGCUGCCAGCCGCAAGAACGCCUACAACUGGUUGACGGGAAGCCAGGACACGUUUGCUGAUUAUUCUUCAUCAUCUUCAUCGGCGAGCGAGUCUUCCUUGCUCUUCACGAUGGGGUCUCUACCGAAGAGAACUGAUGCCUUCAAGAGUAGCAAGCAGGACACCGGAGCUGGUGGAAGCAGAGGCAACGACACCAGGAAAGCCCCCUCUGAAGGCGAGAAGGAGGUCCAGCGCCUCAAGAGACGAUUCUUAAAAGAUCAGUCAUCUCAGAGUGCAUUCUUUGCUAAACGAGCGACCAGACAAAAACAACUCAGAGAGGAAGUACAGAGGAGCCAGAGGGAGCGUAGGUUUGCCCAAGUAACGAUGUAUCGUCAGUAUAGAAGUGGAGACCUACCGGACAUCCAGAUCAAACACUCUGACAUCAUAGCACCCCUGCAGGCGUUAGCUCUGAGAGAUUCCACACUAUCACGGUUGCUGUUUUGCGCCCUCUUUAGGGGAAUCUUUGCCAGGAUUGGAGAUGACUGCACAGAGAGAGAGGCGGGGCUUCAUGUGAAAGAGAUUGAAACUCACCUAAACCAGAUGCUGAAUGAGUCAAACCAGUUUGAUCCAGCUUUCAUCAGCUGUAUUCUGGAGAUUGGUUUCUACCACAGUAAGCAGUUGACCCUUGACCCAGCGGCUAUCAGCCAAUCAAGUCUGACCAGCCGUCAGCUGCUAAUUGGUAUCCGAGUCUUGGAGGAGGUGUUGAUAAAGAAGAGCUGGGACGACGAGAGGAGCAGGAAGAGAGCAAGGACGUCCAGACCGGAGCAGAGCCAGGAGAUGAAAAACUGGAUUGAACUAGCAAGGCUGUACAAGGCGAUGGGCGAAUUCGAUGUCCUACGAGGAAUAUUCGGCUCCCUCAUUGAGACAAAGGAUGUGACUCACAAAGCGAUCCAAGCCGAGUCAAGGGGAGACUAUGAGAAAGCACUCAAACUCUACUCAGAGGCAAUAUCGUCUGAGUCAAGCCAAGAUGUUACUCAGGAGGAGGAGGACUUCUGGGACGAGGCUCGGCUUCAGUGUUGCAACCAGUUGACAAAGUGGGACAACAUGGAAGCCUUCUCAACUGAUCAGAGUGAAGGAAAAGAAACAAAUGAUUUCUCUGACUUAUGGAACGACUCUUACAAACAGGAGAUCUACUUGCCCUGCAUGAUAAGAUCCAAACUCAAGAUGUUACUGGAAGGUUCGGAUGAUGACAGUCUUACGACGUUCAUUGAUUCAUCAGCCAAGAACCAAGAGAGAAGAGCUAUUCUAGAGUCCCGAUACACUGAGGAAUUAGCUGCCUUGUCGAUGUUGAAAGAAGACUACAACCGAGCGAAGUACUACUUGGCAAACUGCACAAGUUCAUUCCUUCAGGAAUGGUCUGGCCUGGGACCUCUGAUGCUUUCAAGCCGACUGUCCAAGCUCCAAGACAUCCAGAAGCUGACCGAAGCAGAACAGUUCCUGCAACUUGCCAACAAACCAUUUUCAGAGGGAUUGAAAUCUUCCGCCAUCAGACUUUUAUCGGACUGGUCUAGGAACCUCCCAGAUCCAAAGAGAGAUCCUAUCAGUGUGUGGGAUGAUGUCACUCAAUACAGAUGUCUCUACAUGGACAAGCUGUGCAACAUCCUGGGCGAUUCUCCAGACGGUGGAGGCGACACCAUGGAGACGACGGGGGAUGGAAAGUUUGAUGACCUCGUGAGAAGGGAAAAGGUUCUCCUGUCAAUGAAGAUGGCCGACAGUGCUUGCCAACAGUCCAACUUCUUUGUUGCAACUAAACAUCUCAAAUCAAGUCAUCGAGACCUUGCUGAUUUCGAAGAUCUGAAACCCGCCUGGACUCACAGCUAUGUAUCUAUGAUACAGAGAAAGGCUCUUCUUCUUGAGCCUUAUGAAAGGAUCACCUCUCUUCUCAAGACGCUGGAGCAGCUCGGCAAGCUACCAGAAUCUCAGGGGUUGAGUGGCGAUCUGGUCCUGCUGUGCGACCAUCGUAUCCUCACCAGUAACACCUACCAGUCUAUGGCUACAGCGCUGCAAGAUGGAAAAGGAGAAAUCCUAAAAAGAUUAAGCGAUGAGGGGAAGUUGGAUAAGCUUCUUGCUGCAGCUGAAUGUCAAGAGAAAAGGCAUGAGAAGGUGUGUCAGAGCCUAUUCAAGAAGAGCAAGAAAUUCCUUGACGAAGCUGUAGGUACCAUCAAAAAAGAUCCCGAUUCCAACUCAUCGUCCCACCUCCCGUCAUCAAUGGAGAGGGAGAGCAUGGCCAAGGCUCACAUGACUCUCGUCAGCUUCUCGGAUCAGUUGCUACGGCAAAAAGAAAGCGAAAACUGCAAUCCUGAUUGCUUGCCCUCGUUGGAAACCUACCCUACAACCUUGGUGAUAUCGACUCUUCAGGCUAUGAAACUCAGCUCCACCAAGGCAAGACAGCACUUCCCGAGGCUGCUCCAGAUAGUAGAGCAACAUCCUGAUACCAUUGAAACUCUCAUCAAAGAGGCUAGCAGCAUACCAAGCUGGAUGUUCAUUGGAUGGAUUAGCCAGAUGGUGGCUCUUCUUGACAAGCCAGAAUCUUUAGCCGUCCAAGAAAUCCUGAAAACUAUCGCUGAGGAUUACCCUCAGGCUCUAGUCUACCCAUUCAAGAUCAGCAGUGAAGAUUUCAAGCUUGGUGAUGGAUCACCAGAGGAGAGACAGAGGAAGGAUGCUGUCAAGGAGAUUGACAACAUCCUAUCCAAGGUUUCUCUGGUAGACAAUCUCACAUUGGCUCUUCAAAGACUUACACAUCCUGGAUUCCUCUUCAAGGAUUGGGUGGAAGGCAUCAAGCCUUUGAUGGACAAAAGGACGCGCAAUCCAUCGGCCAUCAAGAGAGAAUACCAGAAGCUCUACCAGCAGCUGUUUGAGUCUGGAGGAAGGCGAGGCGAACCGUCAAGCUCUAAUCAAACGGUGGAAGCUGGACCGUACUGGAAGAAAGUGGGAAGGGAAUAUCAGAAGAGGUUUGAUUCAGAUUUUGGUAAAGAUGGGAGUAAACUUGCAUCAAUGGACUACAAGACUUUUGUGGCUGUGAAGCAGAAGAUUUACGAGAAGAUGAACCCUGGGAAAGAUGAUCCUGGUAACCUCAAAGAGUACUCACCGUGGUUCACUGCCUUCCAAUCUCUACAGGGAGAUGAGCUGGAAAUACCGGGUCAGUAUGAUGGGAGCAAGAAGCCCCUCCCAGCCUACCACGUCAAGAUCGCAGGCUUCGAGGAGACGGUGAUAACACUGCCCUCCAUACGCAAGCCGAAAUGCAUCAAAAUCCGCGGCGACGACGAGACGGACUACCCUUUCCUGGUGAAGGUUGGUGAGGACCUGAGGAUGGAUCAAAGGAUUGAACAACUCUACUGCAUCAUGAAUGGUAUCUUGGCGCAGGAUGCAGCGUGCAGCCAACGAGGGCUCACUCUGAAAACCUAUCAGGUCAUUCCCAUGACUUCAAGACUUGGUAUUUUAGAAUGGGUGAAGAAUACAACGACACUCAAAGAUUUCAUCACCCGGUCCAUGACUGAAACCGAGCGCAAUGCCUACAGGAGUGCAGCUGGUCCAUUAACUAUGUUUGCUCAGUGGGUAAGGAAAUUCAGCAAUGAUCGGAAUCCAAAUGCAAUGCAACAGUAUGCUGCUGCAUUCCGGAGUGCUAACGAGACAGAAACUGUAAAGGCUUUCAGAGAAAGAGAAGCAAAAGUACCAUGGGACCUCCUUAGACGAGGCUUUAUGGAGCUGAGUGCCUCCCCUGAAGCAUUCCUAACCUUGAGGGCGCACUUCGCUCGUUCGCACACUGUCCUGUGUAUCUGUCAGUACAUCCUUGGUAUUGGCGAUCGUCAUCUUUCCAACUUUCUGAUCAGCUUAGAAACUGGGGGGAUGGUAGGCAUUGACUUUGGACAUUCCUUUGGCUCAGCCACUCAGUUCUUGCCAAUCCCCGAGCUAGUCCCAUUCCGCCUGACCAGACAGAUCGUGAACCUCAUGCUUCCUAUGAAGAUAGAGGGCGUCCUACAGAGUUCAAUGGUUCAUACGUUGAGGGCACUUCGACAAGACCACGAGCUCUUACUGAACACCAUGGAUGUGUUCAUAAAAGAGCCCUCUCUGGACUGGAAGGGUUUUGCUGAUAAGCAGGCGAAUACACUAAAGAUGUCGGAAGAAGAUCGUAAUGAUGAAUCCUGGUACCCUAAAGAGAAGAUCAAUUUGGCAAAGAUGAAACUGCAAGGAGCGAACCCAACAUUCAUUACAAAGGAAGAGCUCAAGAUGGGCCACUCAAAGACCCCUAAAGUGUUGAUGGCUUUGACAGCUAUAUGCAGAGGAACAAGAGAUCACAAGAGAGCCCUGUGUGAUACCAAAGGACUUCGGGUUGAAGAUCAAGUCGCUUGUCUGAUUGACCAGGCAACUGACCCUCAUAUCCUAGGCAUAACCUGGCAGGGAUGGGAACCAUGGGUCUAGGUCUGUUGGUCAGUCAUGAUGGACUCUAAAGAUAAGGGUUGAGGAUCAAGUUGCUUGUCUGAUUGACCAGGCAACUGACCCUCAUAUCCUGGGCAAAACCUGGCAGGGAUGGGAACCAUGGGUCGAGGUCUGUUGGUUAGUCAUGAUGGACUUAAAAGAUAAGAACCAAGGGUUGAGGAUCAAGUUGCUUGUCUGAUUGACCAGGCAACUGACCCUCAUAUCCUAGGCAAAACCUGGCAGGGUUGGGAACCAUGGACCUAGGUCUCUUGCUUGUUCAUAUAUGAAGAUAUUAUAAGUAGUGGAACUAGAGAGCUACCAAAUGUCUAGGGGUUGAGGAUCAAGUCGCUUGUCUGAUUCACCAGUUAGCUAACCUUCAUAUCCUUGGCAAAACCUGGCAGGGAUGGAAACCAUGGAUCCAGCUUGCAAUAGAUUACAAGUCAAUUCUUGGUCCACAAAUUAUUAUAAGUCCGGUGAUUAACACAAAUUGGCAAUUGAUUGGUGAUCAGCCUCUUGCAAUAGCAGAGUAUUGACCGACUUGCUGUAUUUGAUCUAUUAAUUAUAAUUUUGCAAGUAGCUGACAUGUGUACAGUCUUUCAAGUUUCAUUUUAAGAUUGUGAUAAUAAAUAGCAAGGCACAUUUAGGCCUUGUCUUCCAGCAAGAAUGCCACUUUUAAAGUGCAGUGCAUCUUUUCAGAGCGGCUUUUCUGCAUCCCCAUUGUUUUGUCUGAAAUCAAAUCUAUGUGUGUCCAGCUUCAAUUACUUCUGCAUUCUUAGUUUGAUUCAUGAGCCAUGAUGAUUUCAGAGUUUUGUGCCCUUUGGUGCAAUGUUCUAACCAGAGUUGAUCACUUCAGGAAAAUCCCACAUAUAGGGUAGCAUUUAAUGAAACAAUCUGUCAGUGAUAGUAAUUGUUCUGAGCCAAUCAUGGCCCUAUCUUACAAAGAGUUGCAAUUGAUCGGAUCAAUCACAAUUAUGAACGGCCAGCAACGUCAACAUCUAAGAUGCAUAUUUGUUCAAAAUAUUUUCCAAAUAUGAUGUAUAUUCAUACAUACAUCAUUCUUGUGAAGAUUCAGUGUGAUUCUGUUUGUUUACCAAUGAGGUUGUGCAAAUUUCCUGUAGAAAAAAUUAUGACAUUGAUGGAUUUCCAUAUACUUGAGGUUGAUUGGAUCAAUCGUAACUCUUUGUGAGACGGGGCCCAGAUGUAAUGAUUUCAGUAGCUUUAUACAUCUGUUUCAUGAAAUGCUCCCCAUAUGUUCAUACUUUUCAGUAUCUUUAUGAAUGAGGAUAAAGAUAUGAAUUAAUAUGACCACCAAAUAUAUCAACUUCAAUACAUAUUUUUGCAUUUUGUGAAAUUGCUUUGCUCUUUCAUGUUGUGCCUAUAUUUUAUCAGAUAGUUUUCACAUUUGAGCCUCUUUAAACCUUUUGUAACUUUUUUGCAACUGGUGUAAAUAUAGUGAUAAACAUGUUUGUUCAUUCCUAAAUUAGUAGUGGUACUUGCAAUGUAGAAAAUUAGAGUCAAACUCUAUAAAGAGAUCUAGGAGUUAUGUAUUUCUUUGUUUGUCUUGUAUUGUUUUCAACAGUAAUGAUUCUUUGAAGAAAAAUAAUGCACAGAUUAGAGCUUCAUUUUUUUUUUUUACUUCUGAGGUGUGAGUAAUUUUACGGAGAUUUGCUAAAGAAGAUUGAGAUGAGAUUGGGCAACUUUCCUUGGAAGUGACUUCUUCACGUUAUACUUAUGAUCAUGAACAUCCAUGAAUGAGGCAAAGCAAACUUUUCUCGCUUCAUGCUAGUUUCUAAAAUCAAGCUUUUGAAACUUCUCAAGUGAAACACCCUUUGUACCUCUGAAUCACACGAUUCUGUAAUUAAAUUGCACCUGCAUCCAGAUUAUCGUUUCAGAUAUGUGCCAAAUUUAAAAUGCAAGAAAGCUUAGUUUUUUACUUAAAGGUCCUAUGACCCCAAAACCAUCUUAUUUUGGAUAUACGGUAUAUCUAUUCUUGGGUAGUUUUACUUGAAAAAUACGAAUUUGACAUCUGUUUCUGUGUACGACGAACCAGUGUUGAGUUAUUCCAUGGAAAUGAACUUCAACGGGAACGCCUUCUAAAAUUUUCGAAAAAGUCGGCCAAUCGACCCGUCAAUCAUCGAAAGAAAGCUUUCUCAGCUGUGCAGCCGGACCCCUAGUUAUUGCACAUGUGAAACCACAUGUGCAACCACAAUAAGCACUUCACGCACCAAACGUCAGCAACACUCGGCAGAUUCUUCCCCUGACGUCAUAAUUGUCACGUGAUAUACGAAACCAAAUCGGGCUGAAUUUUUUGUGGGCGUGGCGGAUUUGGCUCAAUUUUCAAUAUAAAACUGCCUUUGAACCUGAUGUGGGAUGUUUUUCGGGUAAAAUUUUGAUGGAAUCGUUAUUAGUAACCACUAAGCUAACGAAUAAAUCAGCAUCUUUGCUGUAUUUCAUAGGACCUUUAAUCUUCUUGCUCUCUUUAUUUUUAAUACCAAUUUUUGUUGUUUGAUUCCAUUCCAUGUGUAUUGUACAAAAAAUAUUUUCAUGUGUUGUCUGUAGUACAACUUAAAGCUAAAGCUAUUCAUGUCUACAUGUAUAUACAGUUAACUCUGCAUAAAUAAAUUGCACAAGUCAGAUUUGAAUAUCGGGGGGGGGGGGGGGGUAGCCAAUACACCAUAUACUUAUAUAAUAUGUACAGGUCAAGUUUGCAUGUACAAGUUUAAACUUAGUGAUUUAGACAGGGUUAAUUGUACAUACUCUGUUCUGCCUUUCAUUCCUGCUUAGCAACUAGCAAGAUGCAGUUACUUCCAAGAAGAACUCUAAUAAUAUUAGAUAUGUUUUUGUUACUACAAUGACUUUCAUGUAUGCAAUAAUACUUUUCACAAUAAAAUAUAGAAAUAGAAAGCA
Molecule: messenger RNA, 12068 nt
Organism: Lytechinus pictus (painted urchin)
Lineage: Eukaryota; Metazoa; Echinodermata; Echinoidea; Temnopleuroida; Toxopneustidae
Product: DNA-dependent protein kinase catalytic subunit-like
Exons: 64
Coding region: 132-9164 (3010 amino acids)
Biological process (GO): double-strand break repair via nonhomologous end joining; protein phosphorylation; telomere maintenance
Cellular component (GO): nucleus
Molecular function (GO): DNA-dependent protein kinase activity; protein binding
Source: RefSeq, a predicted model, not a curated record